GAAAAUUCUGAUAUACCUACAAGUUAUGUUAGAAUGGACGUCGAAAAAUGGAGAACUGCUAUACCUUUUAAUGUAACAAAGCUAUCACAAAACUCAACAAUUAUCUCGGUUAUUGCUUCUCACUGGACAGAAUUUUAUGAUACGUUUAUUCCAAGCCUUGAAACACAUGUUCCUAUUGCAUCAUUUGAUGGGGUCCAUAAUAACACUGAUUGGAACUUUUAUCCUGAAUGCUCGAAUUUAGAUUACUUUGAAAAGAAAAAUUGCAUAGUUUCUAAAUACCCAUUUUAUUUGUCAAUUGAAAGCUUCCCAGAAAAUGAUUAUUCUACUGAAAAGCUUUGGGAUACGUUUAAUUUAGGUGUCGUGCCUGUUAUAUGGGGAGCGCCUAAUACUCUAUCAUACUUACCACAUCCUAAAUCUGCUAUUUUUAUUGAAGACUUUCCUGACUCUGAGGCUCUUGCAAAUCACUUGAAAUAUUUAGUUAGAAAUGAGACCGCGUAUUUAGAAUACCAUGAGUGGCGGACUAUGACGAAUUUGUCUGAUCAUUUUAUGAAAAAAUCAUACAUGAGCAUGUAUAACCUUGAAUGUAAUGUUUGUAGGGAAGUUUCUAGAUUAAAGAUUAUAGAAGGAUAUAAUAAAUAA
This is a messenger RNA of Scutellospora calospora, 639 nucleotides long. The record is from the annotation of a GenBank genome assembly. Lineage: Eukaryota; Fungi; Glomeromycota; Glomeromycetes; Diversisporales; Gigasporaceae.